AUGUUGAGAUCAGCAUUGAACAAUCAUGUUAUCAUUGUUCUUCUUAUAAUGGGACUCAUAGAAGAACUCACUGAUAUUCCCUGGUAUAUUCACUAUUAUCGAACGGGCACUGCUUUUUCAUUGACGUCUGCUUUUUGUUACACUUGGGCGUACAUUGGAUCGAAUAUCUAUGUAUUAAAUUUUAUUCUGAUGGCUUGGGCAUCUAUUGAACGACAUAUGCUCAUAUUUCAUUCGAAAUGGUUUGCAACACGAUGGAUCUGCUUUGCUCUACACUAUCUUCCCAUAGCUAUCUGUCUUAUUGUACCUUCACUAUUUUAUCUAUUCACAUAUUUCAUUUUACCUUGUGAUACAUCUUUCAACUACAACGGAGCCCUCUGCGGGUUGUAUACAUGUGUUCUUAAUCAUCGUUGGGGGCUUUACUUCGACAGUCUGAUCAACUAUCUGAUUCCGAUAUGGGUUACAGUUAUUUUUAGCACAGCAUUAUUUGUACGUGUUAUCUAUCAAAAAUAUCGAGUACAUCAGAAGAUCAUUUGGAGAAAUUAUAAAAAACUUGCCGGUCAAUUGUUGCUCAUAUCGGCAUUGUACGUCUCGUUGCAAUUUCCUCCGAUGAUUCUAUACGCAGCAUACUCAAUAGGCUUACCAUGCGAGAUCGGUGCGGAUUAUUAUAAUAACAGUAUGUUUUUCACUUAUUGGAUUAUAUUAUUCACACCAUUUACAAUAGUUGUAUCGCUACCGGAAUUACAAAUGAACUUUCGACGACUGAUGUUAUUUUGGCGACACAGAAACUCGAUUACUCCAAAAUAA
This is a messenger RNA of Adineta ricciae, 804 nucleotides long. The record is from the annotation of a GenBank genome assembly. Lineage: Eukaryota; Metazoa; Rotifera; Eurotatoria; Adinetida; Adinetidae.